Molecule: messenger RNA, 1420 nt
Organism: Solea solea (common sole)
Lineage: Eukaryota; Metazoa; Chordata; Actinopteri; Pleuronectiformes; Soleidae
Gene: epm2a
Product: EPM2A glucan phosphatase, laforin
Exons: 4
Coding region: 165-1115 (316 amino acids)
Biological process (GO): protein dephosphorylation
Cellular component (GO): cytoplasm; nucleus
Molecular function (GO): starch binding; carbohydrate phosphatase activity; protein tyrosine/serine/threonine phosphatase activity
Source: RefSeq, a predicted model, not a curated record
UCUUUGCUACUAGGCUGAAGCGUACCCGGUUAUUUUAAGACGCUUUGCUCUGUCUGCCGGCUGCACAGAAUUAAAACCCGCGCUAUAAAAAGACUAUCACACGAAUAAACCUCGCGUGGACUACUGAACAAAACAAGACGUCAAAGUCGAGGCCGUGUGCGACAAUGUUGUUCAGAUUCGGAGUCAUUCUCACGCCGGAGUCCGCGGACGUGGAGCUGCUGAUUUUGGGCUCGCGAGAGGAAAUGGGCCACUGGGACCUGAGCAGAGCGGUGCUCAUGAAAACCUCACAGAAGCUUCUGUCGUGCCACGAACCGAGUCUGUGGACCUGCGACGUGCAGCUGGCAGAGCCAUGCCGAGACCCACUGUGGUUUAAGUUCAUCAAGAGAGUCCGAGGUUCUUACGUGUGGGAAGGUAGCGGUCCAAGCCAUGACCGGUGCUGUGUGUAUGAUAAGAGGAACAUGGUAGACGGAGUGCACUGCCACCCAAUCGGUCACUGGAUAGAGGAAACGGGACACACGGAUGAGAUGAAACACACCACCAGCUUUUACUUCAAUGUGGCUGGUCAGAAGGCCAUGCACUUUUCCAGGGUGCUUCCAUGCAUUUGGCUUGGCAGCUGUCCUCGACAGGUGGAACAUGUGACGAUCAAGAUGAAGCAUGAACUGGGCAUCACUGCAGUGAUGAACUUCCAAACAGAGUCAGACUUGGUGAACAACUCCUAUGGCUGCAGACGCAACCCUGGGGAAGCCAUGACCCCAGAGACCAUGAUGCAUUUGUACAAAGACUGUGGCAUUGUGUAUGUGUGGCUGCCGACACCUGACAUGAGCACCGAGGGUCGCAUUAGGAUGCUUCCCCAGGCUGUAUUCCUGCUUCACGGUCUCUUGGCGAAUGGCCACUCAGUCUAUGUUCACUGUAAUGCUGGAGUGGGCAGGUCGACAGCUGCUGUGUGUGGCCUGCUCAUGUACGUCCUCGGCUGGAGUCUGAGGAAGGUGCAGUACUUCGUCACCGUCAGGAGGCCAGUUGUGUACAUAGAUGAGGAGGCUUUAGUCCGGGCCCAGGCAGACUUUGUCCAAAAGUUUGGACAACUGAGACCAUCCUUCUCUUACCUAGAGACAUGAGUUUUCGUUGUGAAGAAAAACUCUUGCUGGACUUGGAAGUGAAUAUAUAAGUAUGUAAAUGACUGACAUCAGCAACUUGGCUUUUGAAAUCUAAUUGAUCCCCACUAAUGCAUGGAGAUUUCUACUGUUGAGCAAUUAAUAGUACUGUGAUAUUUGGCUUUAAUCUACAGGAAUUACUUCCCUGUCUAAUGAUGCACUGAGGACAAUAUUAGCAUUUCUCAGUAAAUGUCCACAGGGGAAUUGGGAUUGCAAUGGCAUUUUCUUUCAGCCGUUUUUGUAAUAAUCAAUGAACGGUGUUGACAUUU